CGGCCAUUUUCAUCUUCUACCAGCCUGCUAAGCUCCCCAGGAGUUGUCCAAAACCCUAAAAAAAGCUCCUUAGCAUUACAGAGAGGUUAAAGAGACGGCAUAGCUUCGCUGUCCGCCUUGGCAGAGCACUCAGCUUCGUCUUGGCCCUCGGUUUUGCUUUUUUCUUUCUUCCAUAACCCCCCCUUUUUUUUGUAUCUUAGAACUUUCUUCAGAAACCCAUUUCAAUGGCUGUGAAACCCACCAAGGCUGAAAAGAAGGUCGCUUACGACUCCAAGCUCUGCCAGCUUCUCGAUGAGUACAGCCAGGUCUUGGUUGUGGCCGCCGACAAUGUUGGAUCCAACCAGCUUCAGAACAUUAGGAAGGGUCUCCGUGGUGACUCCGUUGUGCUCAUGGGGAAAAACACCAUGAUGAAGCGCUCUGUGAGGAUACACUCUGAGCAAACUGGAAACAAGGCUUACCUCAACCUUCUUCCCCUUCUUGUGGGCAAUGUUGGUUUGAUCUUCACCAAGGGUGAUUUGAAGGAAGUCAGUGAAGAGGUGGCCAAAUACAAGGUCGGAGCUCCUGCUCGUGUUGGUUUGGUUGCUCCCAUUGAUGUCAUUGUCCCACCAGGCAACACAGGGCUUGAUCCAUCUCAGACCUCUUUCUUCCAGGUUCUUAACAUUCCAACCAAGAUUAACAAGGGUACCGUCGAAAUUAUCACUCCUGUGGAGCUCAUUAAGAAGGGUGAUAAGGUUGGAUCUUCUGAGGCUGCUCUCCUUGCCAAGCUAGGAAUUAGGCCAUUCUCAUAUGGUCUUGUUGUGCUCUCUGUUUAUGACAAUGGAUCAGUCUUUAGCCCUGAGGUGCUUGACCUGACUGAGGAUGAUCUCCUUGAGAAGUUUGCUUUGGGUGUUUCCAUGGUUACAUCCCUUUCAUUGGCCAUUUCAUACCCAACUCUGGCUGCUGCACCACACAUGCUCAUCAAUGCGUACAAAAAUCUUCUUGCUGUUGCAGUUGCUACUGACUACUCCUUCCCUCAGGCUGAGAAAGUUAAAGAGUAUCUUGAGGAUCCCAGCAAAUUUGCUGUGGCUGUGGCUGUGUCUGCUGCUGCUGAUUCUGGUGCUGCCCCAGCAGCUGCUGCAGCUGUUGAGGAGAAGAAGGAAGAGCCAGCUGAGGAGUCUGAUGAUGACAUGGGUUUCAGCUUGUUUGAUUAAUCUGUAUGUUAGAGAUAUAAUAGGACCUUUUGUGUUUUGCAUCUCUUAGACUCACAAUGGGUGUUUUUUCAUCAUGUUUUUUUUGGAGUUAUUUCAGCUGAAUGUUACAAUGACGUGUUAUUUAGGUUUUUGUUAAGGACCAAUGCUUUAUUUAAUUUUUGAAAUUUUUUUGAGAUUUUUGUUCCAA
Molecule: messenger RNA, 1377 nt
Organism: Benincasa hispida (wax gourd)
Lineage: Eukaryota; Viridiplantae; Streptophyta; Magnoliopsida; Cucurbitales; Cucurbitaceae
Product: Ribosomal protein L10 family protein
Biological process (GO): cytoplasmic translation; ribosome biogenesis; ribosomal large subunit assembly
Cellular component (GO): cytosolic large ribosomal subunit
Molecular function (GO): large ribosomal subunit rRNA binding; structural constituent of ribosome
Source: RefSeq, a predicted model, not a curated record